AUUGGUGGCCGGUGUAAAUCCUCCUCUCUCAUUUAAAACCAGCAGGCAGCGGUUUGUCUUCCUGCUGCUUCACAUGUUCCUCACACUUCAACAUCCGCUUACCUUCUCAGGUCCACACCAGAACUCUAAGACCAGGUUUUAAUCAGAGGAAAAAUUAAUAUGUGGUACCUUUUUAUUUUAUUUUGAAGCCUGAGUAUCUUUGAGUUGUUUGCAGGUGUUUUGUCAGCACACUUGGAGCUUUCUACAUCACCGGAGUAGUUUAUCAGUCACAUGAUGGCGGCCUUGCAGGCUCCUGUUAAAGCAGAAAACAGGCUGGCGUUUUCCAUCGACAGGAUUCUUGGACUGGAGCUGGAGAGACCGGAAAACUGCCUGAAACUCCAUCGGCCCUGGACAGAGAUCACGGCAGAGAAGGAAAACAGAGGAAACAGUUUGAGUUUGAAACAACAACAACAACAACAACAACAACAACAACAACAACAACAACAACAUCCUCCUCAGCAGACGAGCUCCACCAGACCGACGUCAAACUGGUACGCAGGACGCAGGCCACGCACGGCCUUCACCAACAGCCAGGUGAAAGUACUGGAGUCGGUGUUUCAGAUGAACUGUUAUCCAGGGAUUCAGCUGAGGGAGCAGCUGGCUGAGAGGCUGGACCUGGACGAGGACAGAAUACAGAUUUGGUUUCAGAACCGGCGGGCGAAGCUGAGGCGUUCCCUCAGAGAGUCUCGUCUGCAGCUGGUUCAGACGGCUGUGGCUGACCUGCAAGUCGGACAUGACAUCACGGGUCAACUGAAAAAGGAUAAGCGAGCUGAACACGACCUGGCUUCUCGUCUUCAGCUCGUGGUGGAGGAAGAGAGGGAGAGAUGAUGACUGUUUCUCAUAUUAAGAUGGACUGUUUACUUUUAAAUGCAGCCCUACCAUGUGUCUUUGAGGUUCACUGCAAAUGUAACGCUCUGACUCACUAUUGUGAGUUGUACUCUUGGGUAGGAUGGCGGGCUCUGGCGCCCCCUAGACUCAUACACUGGUACACCCCCAUCCAUCCAACCAACCCUCCAUCCAUCCAUCCAAACCUCUAUCCAUCCAAUUUAUCCAUCCAAUUAAUCCAUCCAUCCAUCCAAUUUAUCCAUUCAGCCAUCCAAC
Labrus mixtus (cuckoo wrasse) is the source of this 1140-nucleotide messenger RNA. It is a transcript of the gene hesx1, whose product is annotated as HESX homeobox 1. The record is from RefSeq and is a predicted model, not a curated record. Gene Ontology annotation, cellular component: nucleus. Gene Ontology annotation, molecular function: DNA-binding transcription repressor activity, RNA polymerase II-specific; RNA polymerase II cis-regulatory region sequence-specific DNA binding. Gene Ontology annotation, biological process: regulation of transcription by RNA polymerase II; pituitary gland development; forebrain development. The coding region runs from base 271 to 867 and encodes 198 amino acids. The transcript is spliced from 4 exons. Lineage: Eukaryota; Metazoa; Chordata; Actinopteri; Labriformes; Labridae.